Zea mays is the source of this 1480-nucleotide messenger RNA. Its product is annotated as 17.9 kDa class I heat shock protein. The coding region runs from base 688 to 1164 and encodes 158 amino acids. Lineage: Eukaryota; Viridiplantae; Streptophyta; Magnoliopsida; Poales; Poaceae. The record is from RefSeq and is a predicted model, not a curated record. The transcript has a single exon.
CACCCUCGUGAUCACGGUGGGCGCCUCCCGCCUCAUGUGGCCGACGAUGAAAAGCGCCGGGUUAGGGGCCUUGGCGCGGACCGCCGUAUUCAGGGCCUCCUCGCUCUUGCGCGAGAGCAGGUGCUUCCCCAGGUACUCCUGCACUGACAUGGCUGCCACAGCGGUGGAAUUUGUCCUCACGACUUCGCCACGUCGUCCUCACCUCCCUGGCUUCCCACGACUCCGCCGUAUCGAGGUGCUCGGUGGGUCGUCUUAAUCCGAAGUCCGAACUAGGAAGACGAGACAGAGAGGUCUGAGGAAUGGGCCUCGUUUGAUGUUGAGCUGAAUUAUUUUUCCAGCAUAAGCCCAGGUCUUGGUCCAUGAACAAAAUUACUAGAAACCCAGCCCAGUACUACGAUCUAAAAGAGGGACUGCCACUGGAUAGCUCUCUCUAGCAUUCUCCACGCUCCAAUACAGCGGCGUCGUGUCUAUCCGGGUCUAUCCGCGAACACGUGAGAACUCUCCAGAAACUGCUUUCUCCUCCACUUCAUCUCUCUCGCUUUCCCUCUAUAAAAAGACCCCUUCUAGGAAUUGAGGGAGACAGCAAGCACCAAGCAGCGAUCCGAAGCUCAAUCAAUUCACUCAAACCUCUUCCCCAAAUCUUCGAUUAGAUUCUCGUUGACAAGAAGACUAGAACCGAACCUGACCAUGUCGCUGAUCCGCCGCAGCAACGUGUUCGAUCCCUUCUCCCUCGACCUCUGGGACCCCUUUGAGGGCUUCCCCUUCGGCUCCGGCAGCAGCAGCAGUCUCUUCCCCUCGUUCCCGCGGACCAGCUCGGAGACCGCGGCCUUCGCUGGCGCGCGGAUCGACUGGAAGGAGACUCCAGAGGCGCACGUGUUCAAGGCCGACGUACCGGGGCUGAAGAAGGAGGAGGUCAAGGUGGAGGUCGAGGACGGCAACGUCCUUCAGAUCAGCGGCGAACGCAACAAGGAGCAGGAGGAGAAGACGGACACCUGGCACCGCGUGGAGCGGAGCAGCGGGAGGUUCCUGCGCAGGUUCCGACUGCCCGAGAACGCUAAGACGGAGCAGAUCACGGCCGCCAUGGAGAACGGCGUGCUUACAGUCACUGUGCCGAAGGAGGACGCCAAGAAGCCUGAAGUGAAGUCCAUUCAGAUCUCCGGCUAGACCUCGGUCUGCGGUCGUCGUACCUGCGUGGUUUGAGGAACGGCAGUUCGCCUCGGUCGUUCUGUGAAAUAAAAUUGGGUUACAAGAAUUAUGGCGUUUGUCAAUAUGGUCGUAAUGUCGUAGGAUGGUGGAAUGUGGUCACAAACUUUGCGUAUGUUGGGUCUACUGGUGGUGUCUGAAUCUAUGUAUGGAUGUCAUGAGUUUGUCUACUAGAGUCCCAGUUCCUGUGGUGUUCGUAUGAUGUAUAUCAUGGGUUAACUCUAUCUAAAAUUUCUUCAUUAUGGUAUUUUUAAGAAAUAAAUUCUUCAUUAUGGUA